CAUUUCUCAGAGAGCAUCUGACCCGUCGGCUGUUCAGUCAUAUGACGUCCCAGAGCCUGCGCGCGCAGCCUGCGCAGCCACAGCUCCGGGGUCGGGAUCAGGUCUGGAUGGAUCUGAGAGUCGCUCCUGUGUUUGUGUGGAUCCUCGGGGUCUCCGCGGCCCUCCGGUCCUCUCAGUCCUCUCAGUCCUACAUCCUGAACGACAGAGACGGACUGGGCAGAGUCUUUGACGGGAUCGGAGGUCUGAGCGGAGGAGGGGCUACAAGCCGUCUUCUGGUGAACUACGCAGAGCCGUACCGCAGUCAGGUGUUGGACUACCUGUUCAAGCCAAACUUUGGAGCCUCUCUGCACAUACUGAAGGUGGAGAUCGGAGGAGACGCUCAGACUACAGAUGGAACCGAGCCGUCACACAUGCACUAUGAAAACGACGAGAACUACUUCAGAGGCUACGAGUGGUGGCUGAUGAAGGAGGCCAAGAAGAGGAACCCUAAUAUCACCCUCAUAGGUCUGCCCUGGGCGUUUCCUGGUUGGGUGGGUCACGGUAAAAACUGGCCGUAUGAUUACCCAGACAUCACUGCAGCGUACGUGGUGAACUGGAUCCUGGGAGCCAAACAGUACCACGACCUGGACAUCCAGUAUGUGGGGGUCUGGAAUGAGCGAAACUACGACAGCAAGUACAUCAAGCUGCUGCGGUACACUCUGGAUAAGAGCGGUCUGGAGGGGGUCAGGAUCAUAGCCAGUGACAACCUGUGGGAGCCCAUUUCUCUGACUCUGCUGCUAGACCCUGAACUCAGCGCGGCUGUAGACGUGAUAGGGGCUCACUACCCGGGCACCACCACCGUGUUGGACGCCCUGAAGACGCAGAAGAAGCUGUGGUCGUCUGAGGACUACAGCACCUUCAACAACGAGGUGGGGGGAGGCUGCUGGGCCCGGAUCCUGAACCAGAACUACGUCAACGGACUCAUGACGUCAACCAUCUCCUGGAACCUGGUGGCGAGUUACUACGAGGACCUCCCGUUCGGCAGAGACGGGCUGAUGACGGCCGAGGAGCCGUGGAGCGGGAACUAUGUGGUGGAGUCUCCGAUCUGGAUCACAGCUCACACCACUCAGUUCACGCAGCCCGGGUGGACGUACCUGAAGACGGUGGGACACCUGGAGCGAGGCGGGAGCUACGUCGCUCUGACCGACGGGAGAGGAAACCUCACUGUCGUCAUAGAAACCAUGACUCACGAUCACUCGGUGUGCGUCAGACCUCCUCUCCUGCCCUUCAACGUGACGGCCCAGAAUGCAACAUUCCAUCUGAAAGGGUCCUUUGCCGACAUCCAGCAGGUCCAGGUGUGGCGGUCUCAGUUUAACUUCAAAACCAAGAAGCCGUCCUUCUUUGAGCGUCUGAGUGCUCUGAAGCUCACAGACGGAUCCUUCACUCUGAACCUGGACCAAGACCAGGUCUACACCGUGACCACGCUGAAGACAGGACAAAAGGGCGUGUACCCCGCCCCCCCUCCCUCUGCUCCUUUCCCUAAAGUCUACAAGGACGACUUCAACGUUCGGAACCCGGCUUUCUCUGAGGCUCCGUACUUUGCGGAUCAGACGGGCGUGUUUGAGUACUUCAUGAACCUGACCGAUCCCGGACCUCACGUCUUCACCUUCCGACAGGUUCUGACCCAGAGACCGGUCACCUGGGCCGCAGACGCCGACCAGACCGUGACCGUGAUCGGUGACCAUCAGUGGCAGAACAUGACGGUGUCCUGCGACGUCUUCAUGGAGACGGUGAAGACCGGAGGAGUGUUUGUGGCCGUUCGGGUGGACAAAGGAGGACAGUCCAUCCGCAGCGCUAAAGGAGUCUUCUUCUGGGUGUUUGCAGACGGCACGUACAAAGUCACCAACGACCUCGCUGGACAGACGGUCCUGGCAGAGGGACAGUCUGGUACUCGAGCGUUGGGCUGGCACACUCUCACGCUCUCUGUGGAGGGUCAGCUAGCAUCCGGUCUCCUGAACGGGUACCCGCUCUGGAAGAACGCCGUGGUCCUGACUCCUCACAGCGGCUGGGCGGCGAUAGGAACGCGCUCCUUUGAGCUGGCUCAGUUUGAUAACUUCAGCGUGGUGGCGCAGUGAGGACGGGACGGGGAAAUGUUCGCCCUGCUGUGUGUGUGUGUGUGUGAGAUUAAUUUAUUGACCUGAUGGAAGCUUUGGGGUUAAUGAUGUGCCAAUGAUGGGGUGAUUGAUUUCUCUUGUUGGAGGUUUGAAGGCGAUUAACUUGAAUGAAGGGGACAUAAGGGGAACACUGAACACACUGCUGCCUUGAUGACUGACGUGAUUGUAAAUUUAUUUUAUAUGGAAUAAAACGAUUUUUUAAUAA
Messenger RNA from Notolabrus celidotus (New Zealand spotty), 2358 nucleotides. It is a transcript of the gene galcb, whose product is annotated as galactosylceramidase b. Gene Ontology annotation, biological process: galactosylceramide catabolic process. Gene Ontology annotation, molecular function: galactosylceramidase activity. The coding region runs from base 42 to 2114 and encodes 690 amino acids. The transcript has 17 exons. NCBI's taxonomy places the organism in Eukaryota, Metazoa, Chordata, Actinopteri, Labriformes, Labridae. Gene Ontology annotation, cellular component: lysosome. The record is from RefSeq and is a predicted model, not a curated record.